AGAAGUUCUACUUGCGAACAUUCACUUUAGAUGCCUAUGUACUCACGAUUUCGCGCAAAUGUCUACCGCCAUUGCAGACAGUUCGCAUUCACCGGGCGUUAUUUCUGAUCCAUCCUUCGAUUCACUCAAGGAUGUCUACGAUCGGGUGAAAGUACGAUGGGAGUCUGGUGAAUACCCACCGGACAGUUGUCCUCCUCUGGAUAUCCUCAUUUUCUCCAUCCUCCACAUCAUCCAAGGAGGCAUACUCGCUACGCUAAUAGAAGAACUAAUAUUGCUUCUAUGCAGUGUAGAAGAUACGCGACAGCGAACGAUCGCGCACGCACAAGAAUUGCUACACAAAUAUGAAGCAGUUUUUAGCAAAUAUGAGCGGCGAGACCUUUACGCAAUAGUGACAGGAACCACCUUGCGCAGACUGUUUAUCAAUGCGCUCGAUCGACUUGCUGCAAUGGAUAUCCUGGAGCUUUUGCGUUCCUCCAUCUCUGAAGGCACCAAAGGAAGAAAAGAAAUCGCGGAUACAAUUGCGGGACGAUUAUCGCUCUACUUCCCGGAUUAUCUCGGUAUCCAGGACCAACCGUCAAUGACGCAUCCACACGCUAGUGCGUUCUGGCACUACUUCCAUGUCGACCGUUCAUCUUCCGAGAAGCACGAAAUAUCCACGGAGGCAAGGUUAACUUCAGAGCUGGAUGCUCAGCCACAUGAUUUACCUUCACAGAUAUCCUUGACAGAGGCCAUCGAACAGUUUGUACACGGGGUCCGCAGAGAUAUGGAAAUGGUAGAACAUAUGUGGGAUCGUUUAAAUUCGGGUUGACAAUGGACAUUAGGACGUGGAGUAACUUGAAAUUUCAACAGGGUCUGAAUUGCAAAUUUGGAAUAUUAAUAAGGCGGAAUGGCCGAGCGGUCUAAGGC
Somion occarium is the source of this 906-nucleotide messenger RNA. The record is from the annotation of a GenBank genome assembly. NCBI's taxonomy places the organism in Eukaryota, Fungi, Basidiomycota, Agaricomycetes, Polyporales, Cerrenaceae.